Messenger RNA from Saprolegnia parasitica CBS 223.65, 552 nucleotides. RefSeq lists its product as hypothetical. The transcript is spliced from 2 exons. Lineage: Eukaryota; Oomycota; Saprolegniomycetes; Saprolegniales; Saprolegniaceae. The record is from RefSeq and is a predicted model, not a curated record. The coding region runs from base 1 to 552 and encodes 183 amino acids. Gene Ontology annotation, molecular function: nucleic acid binding.
AUGGCGACCAAGGUCGAGGAGAGCAUCAUGGUGCAGGUGGGCGGCCUCCAGAACAAGGCAUGGGCGGCCGACACGAGCAAGUUCGGCUACCAGAUGCUCAUGAAGAUGGGCUGGAAGGCCGGCAAGGGCGUGGGUAAGGACCUCCAGGGUACGGCCACGCACGUGACGAUCCAAAAGCGCUCCGAGAGUCUCGGCCUCGGUUGCAGCCUCAAGCAGUCUGAAGUCACGGGCUGGAGCUCUACGAGUGGCAACUUUGCCGACGUCCUCUCAAACCUCAAAAAAAAGCCGACGACGACCAUCAACCGCCGCAUCCUCUUUAGCAAGCGCGUGCGCAACAAGAACGCGAGUGGGUACGGUGCCACGGACAUGGCGGCGAUUCUCGGCGAAGCGUCGACCGCCGUGAGCGCGACCAGCCCGUCGUCCGGCGCCAGCAGUGAGAACGACAACCAAAACGACUCGAGCGACUCGGACGACGAAGAGAAGAAGCGCAAGAAGAAGAAGGCCAAGAAGGAGAAGAAGGCCAAGAAGGCCAAGACCGACGCUGAAGACUAA